This is a messenger RNA of Protopolystoma xenopodis, 348 nucleotides long. NCBI's taxonomy places the organism in Eukaryota, Metazoa, Platyhelminthes, Monogenea, Polystomatidea, Polystomatidae. The record is from the annotation of a GenBank genome assembly.
UUACUCACAAAGGAUCCCAGAAACCGUCUCGGUUGCUGCCUGGGUGGCGCGAAACUUGUCAAGUCUCAUGCGUUCUUUGCCAAUAUCAACUGGAAGCGCCUGGAAGCUGGUAUGGAAGAGCCACCAUUUACGCCCGAUUCAAGGCUCUUCAUGUAUGCAUCUCCUGUGCCCAUAGGGAACGAAGAACUACAGACCCAAAGGACUGUCGAUAACAUGCACAUAUUUGAGCUCCUCACUUCUUUCUAUCCGUGUAGUUUUUUUUAUUUUCGUCGCAAGAACGGUAGAGGUUUUUUGAUGUCAUGGUGCAGGGAACUAGUCGUUGAGCAUGGCAGCUUGAAUCUCCUCUAA